Gaeumannomyces tritici R3-111a-1 is the source of this 3046-nucleotide messenger RNA. Its product is annotated as translation initiation factor 4B. The record is from RefSeq and is a predicted model, not a curated record. Lineage: Eukaryota; Fungi; Ascomycota; Sordariomycetes; Magnaporthales; Magnaporthaceae. The coding region runs from base 420 to 2093 and encodes 557 amino acids. Gene Ontology annotation, molecular function: RNA binding. The transcript is spliced from 6 exons.
AAAAAGAAAAAAAAGCGGCCAACCCUCAUUCUCCGGUAGACCUUCCCAACACAUCUUAGGCCCUGGGUUUUCUCUGCCCGGCUGCAAGAAAAAAAACCCCGAGCAGGAGAGAAAAACCCACCCCCCCAAAAAUAUCCAUCAGAUCGCACAGAACUCAGAAUCGUCCUCGGUCGGCUCGAAUUUUGCGUCGGCUUCAAUCCACGGAUUCACUUGAAAACACAUUCGAAAUUCUCGCAAGGCUGGUCCCUCAACCUGCCUUGUCGCUCCCACUUCCAUCGCCCCGUCUGCGCGCUGCGAUAGCUGCAUCGUUGCGCGUAGCCUAAACACCGCAAUCAUGGCUCCCAAGAAGAAGCAGGAGGUGCAGAAGCUGUCCCUCGGGGAGUUUAUGCAGGAUACUUCCUUUGGUGGAUCCUGGGCUGAUGAGGUCGAGGAUACCUACGGAACCCAACCGCUGCCUCCAUCUGACCGACGCGGCCCCUCUCAUUUCGGCGGCGGCUUCGGCUCGUCUGACAGAGGCUCCUAUGCCCCCCCGGGAUAACUUCCCACAGCGCAUUCCCGACCGCCCGCCCUACACCGCCCACCUUGGCAAUCUCUCUUACGAUGCCACCCAGGAAAUCGUAUCCGACUUUUUCGCCGAAUGCGAGAUUGUCAGCGUGAGAAUCGUCGAAGAUCGCGAGCAAGGGAGGCCCAAGGGCUUCGGCUACGUCGAGUUUGCCUCCGCCGAUGGCCUGAAGCAGGCCCUGACUCUGGACGGAGCCUCCUUCCAGGGUCGUUCGAUCCGAGUUCGGAUCGCUGAUCCUCCGAAGGACAGGGAUGGUCGUGGCGAUGGCCCGCCCAGAGAGCUGGACUGGUCUAUGCGCAAGGGCCCUCUUGCUGAUAUCCAGACGCGCAACACCGAUCGCCGCUCAGGUCCCGGCGACUUCGGUGACCGUAGGGGCGACUUCAACGAUCGCCGCGGCGGCGACUUCAACGAUCGUCGAGGCGGCGACUUCAACGAGCGCCGUGCCGGCCGGGAGCCUGCGGAUGAUGGCAAGGUUCGGGACUUCAGUGACUGGUCACGCAAGGGUCCCUUAUCCCCGAGGCCAGAGCCCACGCAAACUUCCUCUAGGGAAGGCAGCCGCCCCCCUGUUGAGGGUGCCAGCUCCGAUUUCCAACGCCAGGACCGUCGGGCCUCGCCAGCUGCCUGGGGCGAGGGCCGCCAACAGCAGGAUGGCUCCCGGCCGCCCCGUCGCGAAUUCGUCGACCGUCCCGAGAAGACCCCCACCGCCGCUGAGAAGGACAUGCAGUGGAGGAGCAAUAUGCGCCCCGAUAACGUCAAGUCGCCUGGCCAGUCUCGCAGCGGGAGCGAGGCACCUCCUUCGCCCGCCCCGGCUGCUGCUGUGCCUGCCGGUCCAUCUCGUCCAAGGUUGAACCUCGCGAAGAGGACUAUCUCGGAGGCUCCGGAUGCCACGUCGCCAGCUCUGACUGCCACGGACUCCAAGGCCAGCCCCUUCGGUGCCGCGAGGCCCAUCGACACGGCUGCGAAGGAGCGCGAGAUUGAACAGAAGCGCGUUGCGGCUUUGCAGAAGCAGAAAGAAGAGGAGGAGCAUGCCAAGGAAGAGCAACGCCUCGCCAAAGAGGCUGCGGACAAGAAGGCUGAGGAGGAUGCGGCAGCGGCGGCGGCGGCGGCUGAGGCGGCGGAGGCGGCGGAGGCUGCAGAGGCCGCAAAGGAGACUCAAUCAACCGAGCCCGAGGCGAAGCAGGAUGAUGAGACUCCUUCGCAGCCAACAGAGGGCGCAACGCCCACGGAGCAGAAGGUCCCCAUCCGGCAGCGUGAGCCUCGGGAGCCCCUGAAGACCCGCGCGACCGAGAGCGGAAACUGGAGGCAGUCUUCAGGUCAUCACAGGGGCUCCAGGGGCUCCCCGACUGGUCCCCGUCGUGGGGGCCCGUCCAGGGGCGGCCGCCAUGAUGGACAGCGACCCCCUCGCGGCAGCGGUGGCCGUGACUCGCAGCCUUCGACUCCCAUCUCUGCGGGACCCGAGUCGACUGCCGACGAGGACGGAUGGACGACUGUUAAGAAGGCCAGGGGUGGCGCCCGUCCUAUUGUGUCCUAGAUGUGACACACCUGGACGUUGGGCAGCCACGAACCUCGUCGAACUAUCUGUCAAGAGGGUGUCUGCCCAUACUGCACACCGCGCGCCGAACCAGUUUUGGCCACCGACCUCGUUGUUAAGACGCCUUGUAACACAAAUCACAAUCCUUUCUCGUUCCGACUGCGUUGCAGACUCCACAAGCGACCGUUGCCGAAGCCUUCUUCUCGCUUUGGAUAUCCUUAGCAGCGGACGAUGCCAUCGUGCUUUUCAAAGGCGCUUAAUGUCCUCGUUGGCCAGAUUGAGUCAACCUUCGCCAUCAGCCUGGGACUGGGGUGGCAGAAUGUGCGAGCGAAUCGAUCUAACCGUGGCCACUAUCACCGCGUGGCUGUGACAUGGCUAGUGGCCUCGGAAUCGACUGGUGGCUGCCAUGAAACAACAUCGCCUGUCGUCGGCCUGAGCUCGUCCGUGGUGCCCCUGCGUCGCUAUUACAGAUAGGUCUCAUCGGCCUAGUCCAAGUAGCUCGCCCACCCUUUCGCCAUGUUCGUCCCCCCAUCCUCACAUUCUCCCGACGCCUGUCAAGCGACGGGUCUCCAUCAGCCUCCUAAAGCCGCCACGUCGGCAUACCAGGCUUAUCUCGAUGCCUCUUCCUAUGGAUUGUGCACUUUUCUCCUCGCAUGCUUCUCGUUCUUUUCCUUUGUGCUAGGGCCUGAUAGUAAGGAUUGGGUGUGGGUGGCGGCGUUUGGUACCUGCCUUUGGGCCUAAAAGAAUAUCAGAUUUCCAAGUGUUUCUGCGGAUUUUUGGUCUUCGGAUCUCUCCAUCCCCGAACGUGUGAUUUGUGUUCGUGUCCGUGUCUGCGUGGCCGUAGUGCGCUAUGUGGGAUGGGAGGGGGCGGUAAGGCAGCGAGGCAAAAAGGAGAUAUCUUGAACAGGAGAUGAUUAUAGCAUAGGCAAUUCGAAAAUCUCGUUCUGGCAAGA